CUGCUUUCGGUCUGCCCUUAAAUACUGCAGCAACAAGCAGUGUAGUCCAUAUUGAUUUCUUUUUAGCUGGAAGAAGCAGAAGAAGAUCUCUACAAGCAUGUCUGGAAGAGGCAAAACCGGAGGAAAAGCCCGCGCUAAGGCCAAGACUCGCAGCUCCCGCGCCGGUCUCCAGUUCCCCGUCGGACGCGUGCAUCGUCUCCUGCGGAAAGGAAACUACGCCGAGCGGGUGGGUGCUGGCGCCCCUGUGUACCUGGCCGCCGUGCUCGAGUAUCUGACCGCUGAGAUCCUGGAGUUGGCGGGGAACGCAGCGCGAGACAACAAGAAGACCCGCAUCAUUCCUCGGCAUCUCCAGCUCGCCGUCCGCAACGACGAAGAGUUGAACAAACUGCUCGGCGGAGUGACCAUCGCUCAGGGUGGUGUGUUGCCCAACAUACAGGCCGUUCUGCUGCCCAAGAAGACCGGCCAGGCCGCACCGAGUUCCGGCAAGGCGGGAAAGAAAAGCUCCUCUCAGUCCCAAGAAUACUAAACAAUGACUCGGACUCGUGCUGAUUAACAUCAAAAAACCCAAAGGCCCUUUUAAGGGCCGCCCAGCUUACAUAAAAAGAGCAAUUUCCAUUGUCCAUGUGUUCAUGUGCUUUUCUACGAUUCUGAAUAAAUGUCUUUUUUCGCUAACUUGA
Messenger RNA from Ictalurus punctatus (channel catfish), 677 nucleotides. Its product is annotated as histone H2AX. The record is from RefSeq and is a predicted model, not a curated record. Gene Ontology annotation, cellular component: nucleosome. Bases 98 to 526 code for a protein of 142 amino acids. Gene Ontology annotation, molecular function: structural constituent of chromatin; protein heterodimerization activity; DNA binding. NCBI's taxonomy places the organism in Eukaryota, Metazoa, Chordata, Actinopteri, Siluriformes, Ictaluridae. The transcript has a single exon.